AUGGGGGUUGUUUGCACCGUUGGGAAUAGCAGUACAGCCGACUACAUCGUUGUUGGUAGGGGCACGUCAGGUCCGGUAGUAGCAAAUCAUCUUUCGGAGAACGCCUCAGUAUCUGUUCUGGUUUUAAAGAGUGGCCCGGACCAAACAACAGACCCUUGUAUCACAGACCCCAUGGCCUGGCCAAGUUUGUCGGGCUCGGAUCUCAACUGGCAGUUUACAAUAGUAUCCCAGAAGGGACUGAAUAGACGUUGCCAAGAACAUCCGGCCGGACAUGUGCUGGGCGGUUCAUCCGCCAUCAAUGGCCUGGCACUUCGCUCUUUCAACGGACCGGGUCCGAUUCGAUCGUCCUCUCCGGCCCUGGCACAGGAGGGAAACCAGCCCCUCAUUCAAGCCUGGAAUGCUGACUUCAGCGACCAGGCGUACGCUUAUACAAGUGAACUGGUCGUCGAAAACCCAGCAGUUGGCACUAGACCGUAUAGCGCGACUAUUGACCCUGAAUGCGCCCGACGAAGCAGCGCGGAUCUUGUUCACGCCAACCAAGAGGUGGUGCUUGCAGCGGGAGUCUUCCAGACCCCCAAACUACUGGAGCUGUCGGGGGUGGGCGACCCGGCCGUGCUGGCUGCACACAAUAUCCCAGUCGUGAUCGGCAAUCCAGGCGUUGGGGCCAAUCUGCAAAAUCAUUUGAUGGCAAUACUCUCUUCCCCACUGUCCCGGAUUCCUGAGACUCGGGAUCUGAACCCAGGACUUCAAGCCCUCGCCUUUGUGCGGCUCGACGACCAAGAGGAUCUGCGCCUUCUGGAUCAAUUCCUGUCGUCCGACAGAUCGGCGGCUUCGGGGCGCGCGCAGGCCAUUGGAUCGAUCCUGGCUAACCCCAAUGAAGCUUUAGCCUGCGUGUUCUUGGGCAAAAUGCCUGGGCCGGUGGCAUUGAUCGUUCUGAUCCCUCUGUUAUCCGCUGCAUUACAGCGCCUUCCGAUUGCCCCUUCAUUGCGGAAGUUCUUCGAUCGUAAUGCCGCUCCCACCGAGGCAAGUUUGAAGAACACCAAAGCCGCAUUGCGGGAGGCGGCACUCACCACGCACCAUGCUUGCGGCUCCGCCGCCAAGCUACCUUUAGAAAAGGGGGGAGUGGUCGAUACUACGCUGACUGUCUACGGGACAACAAAUCUGCGUGUGGUGGAUGCCAUUAUCUUCCCUCUGAUGUCCCAUGCGAAACCCGAUGGCAACGGUGUACGCGGUGGCCGAGCGAGCCGCAGACAUUCUCAAGGGCUUGUAGUACUCACAACCAUGUAA
This is a messenger RNA of Aspergillus japonicus CBS 114.51, 1287 nucleotides long. RefSeq names its product FAD/NAD(P)-binding domain-containing protein. Gene Ontology annotation, molecular function: oxidoreductase activity, acting on CH-OH group of donors; flavin adenine dinucleotide binding. The record is from RefSeq and is a predicted model, not a curated record. NCBI's taxonomy places the organism in Eukaryota, Fungi, Ascomycota, Eurotiomycetes, Eurotiales, Aspergillaceae. The coding region runs from base 1 to 1287 and encodes 428 amino acids. The transcript is spliced from 5 exons.